AUGAAAUCUAAUUCAUUAUCAUCGUACAAAAUUCCAAAUUCCUUAUCUCCACCUAAUUUCUCUAAAUAAUUGAUUUUCUAACAAAAAUAACUAUGUCUAUCAAAAGUUCGAAAAUAAAUGCAAAAUGUUAAUGAUCCUUUCAACUCUACUUAAAUAUCAAAAGCUCUUCGGAAUUUAGAAACUCAAGAAUAAAGAAAGAAGUUAUUAGAUUCUAUAAUUAAGUUGAGGGAAUCAAAGAAAAUAGAGGAUGAGAAAUUAAAACAAUUUUAAAUGUAGAAAUUAUGGGAAAAGGCAAAUCAUACAAAUAGCAAAAAACUUAAUACAGAUUAUUUUUAUCAUAGGGAUUUAGAUGAUUUUGAAUCUAUUAAAUAACAAAGAUUUAGAUUUGAAUCAGAACGAAUUGAGAACUUUUAUAUGAGAAAUGAAGGAAAUCAUCAUAAUUUACAUAGAAUUAGUAGUUUAAAUUGUUUGACAACUGAAUUUGUAAAUUAAAGAAAAGUAGUUUAAUAAACAACAAGAAGGACUAGAAAACAUUUAACUGCAUUUUAAAAUAAACCAAGAGAUCUAAAUAGAUAUACUCCAAUUAUUAAUGAGACUUGA
Molecule: messenger RNA, 600 nt
Organism: Paramecium primaurelia
Lineage: Eukaryota; Ciliophora; Oligohymenophorea; Peniculida; Parameciidae
Source: the annotation of a GenBank genome assembly